GAUGAAUGUCUGUCCAGUCCAUCUGUAUGUGGUCCAAAUGCCAACUGCACAAAUGUAAUGGGAAGUUACAAUUGCUCAUGUCUGGAUGGAUUCACUGCAGCAAACUCAAGUCUCACCAUCAGUAUCAAUAACAUAUGUAGAGAUGUGGAUGAAUGUGUUGAGAUAUCAGACGUCUGUGGUCCAAACUCAAUCUGCAACAACACCUUUGGGAGUCACAAUUGCUCGUGCAUGAGUGGAUAUAAUGUAACAGACUCAAACCUCCCUAUAAACAGAAGUAACCCCUGCAAAGAUAUUCAUGAAUGUCUUGACUCAGAAUCAGCGUGUGGGCCGAACUCUCACUGUUACAAUUACAACGGAAGCUUCUCAUGCGUUUGUUGGGAAGGAUAUAAUGUCACACAUUGGAAUCAAGCUAUCAGUAAAAACAACCCAUGCAAGGAUAUAGAUGAAUGUCUGUUCAGUCCAUCUGUAUGUGGUCCAAAUGCCAACUGCACAAAUGUAAUGGGAAGUUACAGUUGCUCAUGUCUGGAUGGAUUCACUGCAACAAACUCAAGUCUCACCAUCAGUAUCAAUAACACUUGUAGAGAUGUGGAUGAAUGUAUUGAGAUAUCAGACGUCUGUGGUCCAAACUCAAUCUGCAACAACACCUUUGGGAGUCACAAUUGCUCGUGCAUGAGUGGAUAUAAUGUAACAGACUCAAACCUCCCUAUAAACAGAAGUAACCCCUGCAAAGAUAUUCAUGAAUGUCUUGACUCAGAAUCAGCGUGUGGACCGAACUCUCACUGUUACAAUUACAACGGAAGCUUCUCAUGCGUUUGUUGGGAAGGAUAUAAUGUCACACAUUGGAAUCAAGCUAUCAAUAAAAACAACCCAUGCAAGGAUAUAGAUGAAUGUCUGUUCAGUCCAUCUGUAUGUGGUCCAGAUUCCAACUGCACAAAUGAAAUGGGAAGUUACAGUUGCUCAUGUCUGGAUGGAUUCACUGCAACAAACUCAAGUCUCCCCAUCAGCAUCAAUAACACAUGUAGAGCACAACCAACAACACCUACUAUCCUUUCAUCAACUACUACUACUACACCCACUACUACAACAACUUCUACAGCACCAACUACAAUAACAACUACAGCACCCACAACAACAACUGCAGCACCCACUACAACAACAACAAUUACAGCACCCACAACAACAACAACUACAGCAUCCACUACUACUACUACUACUACAACUACAGCAAAUUUGUUUACAAUUCAAAUGUCAAUGAAGAUAAAUGAAGAUUUUGAUAUCAGUCUCAACGAUUCCACUACUCCGAAGUACGAUGACUAUGCCAGAAAAAUUCAAUUAGCGAUUGAAGAAAAUUACAAAACUGUGCCUGCCUACAAAAAAGAUUCAGUAAGAGUCACUGGUUUCAGGCCUGGUAGCAUUAUAGCAGAUUAUCAAAUUAGUGCAACAACCAGCAGCCCCAACAGCCCUGAAUUUGCAGAUGCAAACAAAAAGGUCGCCAGCACUCUCAGAGAUGAAGGAUUCCCUGUAGAUUUAAAUGCUUUUGUCCAAAGUGAACAAAAGAAACUUUCCACUGCGGACAAAUGGUAUUUUUGGCAAAAUAUGACUCUGACAUGUAAACGCCCAGAUUCUGUUGUGGGUACAAUGAGAUGGACAGUGAAUGACCAACCUAUAUCAAUUAAUGAUAAAUACCAUAUCAUUAGUUCACCUGACAGUAGCACACUCAUUGUGAAAAAGAUCGAUGUGAACAACAGAGGUAGAUACGCAUGUGUCAUAGACAGGGACCUACCUUACAUUCAGUGGCAAGAUAUAGUUAUUGAACCACUUCCCAAUAUCAUAGUGGGUGAAGAUAAAAGAACAUUCCAGUGUACGGAAAAGACCGUGGAACUGACAUGUUGUGCAACAAAAUAUGAUAUUGAGUGGAUCCCGACUACUGCUGCUGAUCAAGUGACAUCUCCAGACAAUGGAUGCAUCACGCUAAAACAUAAAAUCGGGAGUGCAGAUUGUAGUAGUGAAUCUUUUACAUGCCAACUCAAGAUCUUGGCACUGCAAAACUUCUCUUAUGGCUGGAGCACAGUCACAAUUCAGAAAGAAAAGGAAGAAUUUCCCUGUAAAAAUACAACACUUGGAGAUGGAAAAGACCUUGCCAUUUUGACAGGAACCUGUGAAAAAGGCAAGGAAGGCACGAUAACUUAUCAAUGUAUAUCAAGUAAAUGGAGCGAAAUAAACAGGGACUGUAUACUUCAAGUUAUCAAAAACAUUGAAAAUAAAGUUGAGAACUUGGUUCCACAGGACAUACCACUAGUUGUGGCUGAGCUUAGUAUUGCUACAAAGAACAAUACAGAAGAGAUAACACAGUCUUCUGGGACUGUCCAAACCAUUGUUGAAAUACUUUUAAGAGUUUCUGUUGUCUCACAAAACAUUAUCAUCAAUCGGCCUGUGAUGGAGGAUUUCCUUAAAACAGUGGAUAUCCUCGUUUCAACAUCUGCCAAUAAUGCGUGGACAUAUUUGAACAAUGACAGCAGGACAGAUAACACCAGCACAGCACUUCUGAGCGCUAUUGAGAAAAUAAGUAGUCGUCUCACAGAUUCAAAUUUUAGGAUUAAUGAAACAUAUAUUGAGUUGAAUAGAACUGUAACAAACAGUACCUUUUAUAGUGGAAUAUCAAGCCUGCCAAACUCAACUACCGAGAUUCAGAUACCACAGAUUCCUGUAUCCACCCCUAUAACCAUCAUAGUCUUCACAAGUCUUGACAAUAUCCUACCUACUCGAGAUACUAGUAAUAACGGAAAUAGCAAAUCAGAUGUGCGCAUCAAUGGAGAUGUGGUUGUAGUAAAGGUUGACAACAAAACGAUUAACAACAUAUCUUUUGCUUUUGACAUUACAAAUCAGUCUUUGGGAAAUCCUCAGUGUGUCUUUUGGAACUUUACUCUUGACGCAUGGGAUUCCACUGGGUGUAAAGUAAAACCCUAUAUAAGUAAAGGGAACGAAACUGGCAAGAUUUCAUGUGAAUGCAGCCAUACAACCUCUUUUUCAAUCCUAAUGUCACCAUUUUCCAUUAAGCAUUUAGCCUUAGCCAUUAUAACUUACAUUGGUGUAUCUGUUUCGAUGGCCAGCUUGAUUUUGUGCCUCAUUAUUGAGAUUAUUGUGUGGAAUUCAAUGACAAGAAAUGACACAUCCUACAUGCGACAUGUCUCCAUAGUCAACAUUGCUGUGUCCCUGCUGAUCGCAAAUGUCUGUUUUAUCAUUGGAGCUGCAAUCGCAGAAAGUGAGCAGCCAACAUCAGUGGGUCGCUGCAGUCCAGUGGUUUUCUUCAUCCACUUUUUUUACCUGGCUCUUUUCUUCUGGAUGUUAAUGUCAGCACUGUUGCUCUUUUACCGUACAGUCAUGGUCUUGUCUCAGAUGUCAAGGGCCAAAAUGAUGGCCAUUGCCUUCAUAGUCGGUUAUGGUGCACCUUUGCUCAUAGCGGCCAUUACUGUUGCAUCAACAGCAGGACCUCAAAAUUAUAUUUCCAAAAGAAACGCAUGCUGGCUGAACUGGUAUGAGUCAAAGGCCCUGCUGGCAUUUGUGAUUCCAGCUCUCACUAUUGUAGCCAUAAACCUUGUGGUUUUGAUUGUGGUUCUAUACAAGAUGUUGAGGAGAGGAGUUGGUGCUGCAACUCAACCAGAUGAGAAACAUGCUCUGGUGGUCAUUGCCAGAUGUGUGGCCUUUUUGACUCCUAUUUUUGGUCUAACAUGGGGAUUUGGAAUUGGAACCAUGGUGUCACGUGACUUUGGCAUUCAUGUGGUGUUUGCACUCCUCAAUUCACUGCAGGGAUUCUUUAUUUUGGUGUUUGGAACGCUUUUAGACAGCAAGAUCCGUGAUGCUCUGGCAGGAAGACUGUCACUAAGGAACCUUACCAGCUCUAACCGUACCAGGAGUACUAGUGCAGGACCGUCAUCUUCAAGUGGACUGGGUUUAUUUCAAAGGAUACGGAGAAGAAAUAUGUACAACAUAUCUGAAGCCAGCGCUUUCUCAGCAGCUACAUCUUCACACAGCUCCAGCGGCUCAGAUACUUUUGGGAAUGCAUAAUCAGCUACUUCAUUAAACUAUAGUCUACUUUAUUAAAUGUUAAACAUCCUUCCAAACAAGUUUUCUACAUUGCUAGUAUAUGUAAACUGCACUAUCAGUUACUGAUUUCUGGGAAGAAGUGUUUCUAUGUUCUGAUUUAUUAAUAAAAAUGGCUUACAAUCUA
Messenger RNA from Onychostoma macrolepis, 4228 nucleotides. Its product is annotated as adhesion G-protein coupled receptor F1-like. The record is from RefSeq and is a predicted model, not a curated record. Gene Ontology annotation, molecular function: calcium ion binding; G protein-coupled receptor activity. NCBI's taxonomy places the organism in Eukaryota, Metazoa, Chordata, Actinopteri, Cypriniformes, Cyprinidae. Gene Ontology annotation, biological process: cell surface receptor signaling pathway; G protein-coupled receptor signaling pathway. Gene Ontology annotation, cellular component: membrane. The transcript has 21 exons. Bases 58 to 4065 code for a protein of 1335 amino acids.